AGUCAACGUCUCACCUUCACAGCGAUCAGACGCGCCAAAGAAACUUUCCACCAGCUGCGGUUGGAUUUUUUAUUGUUGUUGUUGUGUGAAAUUAAUUUUCUGAACAGAUUUUUUUCCAUUCUGAACCACAAAUUUCAAGCAAAAGUGUUUUUAAGCUCUAUAAGUAUCAUUCUUAAGGCAAAAUUGCUCCGAAACGUACGAUCGUGAUCGUGUGGAUUUAUCCGCGUUGAUUCAUCUUCUUUUGAUCACCCAUAAGUAGAGAAAGUCACACACCAAAACGACCAAUUUUAGUGGUCAGUGUGAAGGAAUUAAAGAAGUUUAAAAAAAAAUAAAGUGUCUGUGUGGUACAACAUCAAAUGGAUCACAAAGCUCCGCAAGAUUGUUAACAGUGCGCGAUCGAAUUAGGAUAAAAAUUGAUCAUCAGCCUCAUCAGUGUCUUUCAUGAAAUUGUUUGCGGGAGAAUUUCAAAAUGCCAACACUUUGGUCCACUCUCGUGGCUCUCAUUCUGGUCCCCCUGUGUCUGGCCACACCGCUGCCCGUGCCAAUUGAGUACCCACUCACCUACAAUCACCUGUCGCUUGCAACACCACGAGAGAUCAAUGACUUGACCGCUGAGACAAUGCAGAAGGCGCAAAAGGAUGUCGUCACGACAAUUUCAGAAGUUCAGAGGCUCCUUGCUGCAGAUCCCUCCCUGCCACGACUCACAAGGGGUGAAAUUGCGGAUUUAUUCGAAACCGUGACGAAGGAAGAAUACGUGAAGAGUGUCCAUGCUGGGGAUAUGAAUCGUGCAAAGCACAUGAGAGCCCUUAUGCUGGUACUGCCCUACAAUACAAAGAACAUCCCCUCAGACAAUCUCGAGGAGCUCUACACUCGACCCCCAGUUACAAAAGUCGUCCCCUCUGAGAUUAAACCCACCACGAUGAUACAGAAGAAACCAGCUCAUCGACCGGAACUUGUGGCCAAGAUUGAUGAUUACGUUGCAACAACGUAUCAUCCCAAAACACAGAAACGAAAGACACACCAACCUGAUGUCUACGUGACGACAUUCCACCCAAAGACUGCCCCAGCAUUCACGGCUGAACCCACGGUACCCACAAAGGCACUCACCGUGGAGCAAAAGUCAAAAUAUAGCAGCCACUACAGUGCCGAAGUUGCCAAUUUUGAGGAGAAAUCGAAACCGCCAAUGAGAGAAAAUGUUGUGGAUUUACUAGCGGCCAUCGGACUCACUCCAGAUACCGCACCAACAACCACAACGACAACAACACCCACACCCACCACGACAAAAAAACCCGAACUCACGCCGGAGCUUGAGGAAUUGCUGAAAUCUUUUGGAUUCCUGCAAGAUAAUGAGCCAAAGGAUGAGCCACAAAUUGCCCAAGAAGAAACACGAUCGGCAAAUUAUGCAACGACUGCAUUUAAACCCCUUCCGGAAUCUCUGGCUAAGCAGGAUUACAAGAAAAUCCUCUCAGCCCCAAUUCAACCAGAUGACUUUGUGGCAUUCAAACCCAUCCCAAAGGAUACCUUCAAGGCUCUCGAUGAUGACAAUAGGAGCUUCUUUAGAGCCCUUGGGCUCAUUGCUGAAGUUGAGGAAGAAGUUACAACAGUCAGGCCAACGAGUAAAAUGCCCAGGAUGAUAAAUAUGCCCGAAAUUGAUCCAGACCUCCCACUACCGAAUAAUAUGCUCCAAGCUCUGGAUAAAGUAGGAAUUGUCAGGAAGGGAACAACAGCGCCGCAGAAAGUGGAGGAAACUACGACGAAUAUUCCUCCAUCCUCAUCCACUACAGAGAGCUCAACCACGGCAAAGGCAACAUCAGCUAGAUCAACAUCAGUACGAUCAACGUCGGUGCGAUCAACAUCAGCACGAACAACAGCAGCAAGAUCAACCACAGAAAAAACAACCACCACAGUAUCUUCAUCUACCUCAAAAUCAAGUACAACAACGACUGUUACACCGAGAAAUCAUCGGCCAGUCCGGGUAUCAUCCCGUGCUAGGGUCUUCUCCCUGCCCGAGAAAGAUAUGCAAGUCCCAAAGAAAAUUACAAUUCCAACGAGAGAUCCCAAACAGAAGCCAAUUGAGGUGACACAGGAAGAUCUCGAUCAUCUCCACUAUCUCCUCGAAACAAUUCAGAAUCUUGAUAAACUCAAUGCCUCAAUUGAGGGUAGCACCCCAUCUUCCAAGUCAAAGUACAAUGUCAAGUCCCUCCUUGGCAUUGGUCCUGAUCCUGUGUCUCAUGUUGAAUUGGAACUGGCAAAGAAUGAAGUGAAGCGUCAGAAGGAGCAAAAGCGACAGGCUGAUGAUGCAAUCACCACAAGCCCUGAGCCUGUGAGGUUCUCUCUCAAUCUCACAGAUUCCUCAUCAUCCAUUGGAGAUUCCACUGCGACCCUUGGGGACUCAACGGCAACUAUUGCAGACACUGCUGCAGAUGCACAAUCAGAUGCCGAAGUCAAGCUCCCUGAUCUCACAAGUUUAACAGACACGUCGUCGUCAACAACAACAUCCACAACUUCCACGCCAUCGCUCCUUCUUGCAGAAUCCUUUCCAGGACUUGAUCCUGUAACAGAGAGACCCCUGCCACCACCACGAAGAACGGGAUUCUACUUCCUUGCCGAUUGGAAUUCCUUCCUCGAGGUGGGAGAUGGCAAGGAAAAGGUGGAAGUGAGAUUCCAACCACAAGUUGGUGAUCCAAGUCGCUUCCUUCCAGUCACUGUGCCGUAAAUCCUCAUUUUUAUAUUCGAAUUUUCUUAGCAAUAAAAUCUCCGAAAAAUUAUGGGACUUUGGUGCUUGAACUCUUAUUCUCUGGGGAAAUGAGCUUUUCUUUGAUUUGAAUCCCCUCCCUUCAAUCUCCAUAUCCGAAAUUUUAUUUAAAAAUCCUCCUGUAUAGCUUAUUUUUAUAAAAAAGAAGAAAAA
Messenger RNA from Lutzomyia longipalpis, 2908 nucleotides. RefSeq names its product mucin-2. The coding region runs from base 470 to 2716 and encodes 748 amino acids. Lineage: Eukaryota; Metazoa; Arthropoda; Insecta; Diptera; Psychodidae. The transcript is spliced from 3 exons. The record is from RefSeq and is a predicted model, not a curated record.